UCUCAUCGUGUGCAGGUGUUGGCUGGUAACCCACAAGAAGAAGAAGAAGAAGAAGAAGAAGAAGAAGAAUAAGAAUGGCUAUUUUGAGUGGGUCGUUGCCGUUACUACGACUACGAUUGCCUAUUGUUUCUUCCUCUUCUUCAAAUAAUAAUAAUAAUAAUAAUAAUAAUGGAAAUACAAACAACAACAACGAGAAGAAGAAGAAAGUGAGAGAUGACUGGAGGCAGCGGUCCAAACCCAUUGCACCCGGGGCCACCUAUCCAGCCAAAGAUCACUGCAGCAAAUGUGGGUUGUGUGAUACUUACUACGUGGCUCAUGUCAAGAAUGCUUGUGCUUUCCUGGGUGAUGGCAUGUCCAGAAUUGAAGGGUUAGAACAAGUUGUCCAUGGCAGAGGUCGAAAUCCCGAUUCUUUAGAUGAAACUUACCUAGGUGUCCAUCAACAGCUCCUCUAUGCUCGUAAAACUAACCCUCUUCCAGGUGCUCAGUGGACAGGGAUAGUUACUACUAUUGCAAUUGAAAUGUUGAAAUCAGGCUUGGUUGAAGCCGUCAUUUGUGUUCAGAGUGAUCCCGAGGAUAGAUUAUCCCCACGACCUGUUUUGGCUAGGACCCCAGAGGAAGUUUUAGCAGCAAAAGGUGUUAAGCCGACCCUGUCUCCCAACCUCAACACACUGGCUUUAGUUGAGGCAGCGGGCGUAAAGCGUCUACUCUUCUGUGGUGUUGGAUGCCAAGUACAAGCCCUACGAUCAGUUGAGAAGUAUUUGAACUUGGACAAGCUUUACGUGCUAGGGACGAAUUGUGUGGACAAUGGAACACGAGAUGGCCUAGAUAAGUUUCUACGAGCUGCUAGCACAGAUCCAGAAACGGUUCUUCACUAUGAAUUUAUGCAAGAUUAUAAGGUCCAUCUGAAGCAUCUGGAUGGUCAUAUUGAAGAGGUUCCGUAUUUCUCUCUGCCAGCCAAUGAUUUGGUUGAUGUUAUAGCACCAUCUUGCUACAGUUGUUUUGACUACACAAAUGGAUUAGCUGAUUUGGUGGUGGGAUACAUGGGGGUACCAAAAUAUUCUGGUGUCAGCAUGACACAACAUCCACAAUACGUUACCGUGAGAAAUGAACGUGGAAGAGAAAUGCUGAAUUUGGUGAAGAAUCUAUUGGAAAUUACCCCUACAAUAAGCGGUGGAGAAAGACGCCCAUUUGUUAUGGAAACUGUGAAGGCAGAUGACAAUGCUAAGCUUGGAAAGGGUCCUGCUCAGCCUGCUCCAAAGUUGAUUGGGAACAUUAUCGCAUUUAUACUAAAUCUAAUUGGGCCAAAAGGUCUGGAGUUUGCUCGGUAUUCAUUGGAUUACCAUACCAUUAGAAACUAUAUAUACGUUAAUCGUACAUGGGGAAAAGAAAGAGCUGAUAGACACAUGCCAUCAUAUGCAAAGAAGCUUGUGGCCAUGUAUAAUGAAAACGGUGAGAUUGAUCAGAUCCUUUCAAACAAGCGAUCAUCUUGAUGGUUGAUUUGGCCAUGUUGUUGAUGAGAAUGCGUUUGUGGUCCACUUGUUAAGGAUCUUAAAGGUGAAACCAACAUCUUGUACAUGUCGAUAUUGCUAUAUAUUGGUGAAGUGAGAGAAAUUAAUUUAACUGUAGCUGUUUUUAAGGAGGACAUGGUGUAUCCUGGAAGUCAGGGCUGUUGUAUGUGUUUAAAGAAACAGAAUGUCAAACAAAUUUGGAUGGGCCAUAUCUGGAUGUUUUGAACUACAGUAUGGGGGAGUCAUGUGCUUGUCUAUGCAUCUAUUGAAUGAGAAACACUUAGUAUUGUAGGGAUGUGGUUAGGAUGGUUGGAAACCGUCCAACAUUGGCAUGGGAAAGGGGUGAAUAUAGAUUUGAUCAACUAGAAUAUACAGACUGAUCUGGAUCUUAGAUGGGAGUGUGCAAAAAGUAUAUCAGCGGUUACUAUAUAUGCAUUAUUCACUUAUUGUAAUGUCAUCAUUGGUAUUUCUUAUGAAAUGCUCCUGUGAUUUUGAAUGAUGGUUAGUAGAUCAAGCAGUCAUGCUAUAGUAAAUAAUAUCCACAAUGACGUUAUCUAA
Messenger RNA from Erigeron canadensis, 2066 nucleotides. RefSeq names its product 7-hydroxymethyl chlorophyll a reductase, chloroplastic. Gene Ontology annotation, biological process: chlorophyll cycle. Gene Ontology annotation, cellular component: chloroplast. The transcript is spliced from 18 exons. The record is from RefSeq and is a predicted model, not a curated record. The coding region runs from base 75 to 1490 and encodes 471 amino acids. Gene Ontology annotation, molecular function: 7-hydroxymethyl chlorophyll a reductase activity. NCBI's taxonomy places the organism in Eukaryota, Viridiplantae, Streptophyta, Magnoliopsida, Asterales, Asteraceae.